Molecule: messenger RNA, 1777 nt
Organism: Drosophila elegans
Lineage: Eukaryota; Metazoa; Arthropoda; Insecta; Diptera; Drosophilidae
Product: scavenger receptor class B member 1
Exons: 4
Coding region: 105-1631 (508 amino acids)
Cellular component (GO): membrane; cytoplasm
Molecular function (GO): scavenger receptor activity
Source: RefSeq, a predicted model, not a curated record
CGAAAGCGUUUAGAAAUCGACUCAAACGGAUCGCGUGUUUUCUCCCGAUCGGACGCGAAUCACGCCUGUCUCUGGGUUCCGUUAAAGUCUUCCUCGGCCCCAAAAUGAAGUGCGUUCAGUGGGUAAAGAUAGUGUUCUGCCUCAUCCUUGCGGCGCUGAGUGUCUAUCUGUUUGUGGUGUCUUGUGGUGUGGAAUAUCCCAUCCUGAUCGCCAGGGAGCACGUACGCUUCCGCCAGGAGAUGCCCACCAUGGACAGCUGGAUAAACUCGCCGUUCGGGAAGCUAAAGAACUAUGUCUUCAAUGUGACCAAUGCCGAGGAGUUCCGGAGCGGACGCGACAAGCGGCUUAAGGUGCAGGAGAUCGGACCCAUUGUCUACAAAAUAGUGGGCUUUAACGACAUAUUGGAAAGAAACGCGACAAACGUUAAGUACAGUAAGCACCGCUACCACUCAGUGGAGUUCCUGCCGGAGGAGAGCGUCGCGCCCGACGUCCUCAACUGGACCAUCACGUCCACCAAUAACGUGAUGUUGGGCGCAGCAACGAAGCUCAAGCACAUGGCCCCGCUCUCAGCCUUUGGUUUCGAUGCCACCUUUAUGAUGGAGGAUAUGUUCAUCACCGACACCAUCUACUACUUUCUGUGGGAGUUCACCCGACCUCUGCUGCAGGCGCUCUCCAAAAUGUCCAACAUGAGAGCCAAUGUUGCAGUUCUGCACAAUGCUCUCAAGGACAAAGAGGAGAUCUACACGGUGAACAUAGGCCCGGAGCGCGGCAUUGAGAACUUCUUCCGCAUCGAAACGCUUAACGACGAGGUCAUCAUCCGGGAGCAGCUACCGCACACCAAACGGUACAAACCUGACCAGUGUCCGUUCAACGUGACCGGCGCCCUGGACAACUCCCUUUACCCGCCCUUCAUCCAGCCUGACACACCGCUGGACAUAGUAGCGAUCGAGUCCUGCCGUGUUCUUCCGCUCACCUACCAGCGCCAGGAGCGAUAUAAUGGGCUGGACGCCUUUCGCUACACGCUGCUCAAGGUCAACCAGACGCCCCCGGCAUGCUUGAGCACCAGCUACGGGAUCAAGUUGCCCGACGGGAUGUUUGACGUAUCCCAGUGUGUGAUAAACGAUGCCCCCUCGGCGUUCUCGAUGCCGCACUUCUACGGGAGCGGCUACAACUGGAGCGAGCACUACGAGGGAUACACUCCCAAUGCCGAGGACCACGAGCCAUACAUUCUGUUGGAGCCGGUCACGGGCAUUCCGGUCAUGGAGAGGUACCGCUUCCAGUCUAACAUCCCUAUUCCCGAUCUCAGAUGGUUUAGUUCAAAGUUGACGAGGUUCAGCCACAUGAUGAUUCCCAGCUUCUGGUAUGAGUUUGAAAUGGGCCAGCUGCCCGGAUUCGUUACCGCCCUGAUGUGGAUCAACGUGAACGUGGUGCAACACAUGCAGCCGUACUGCAUGGGGCUCUUCCUGCUUGUGGCCAUGUGGAGCGUCCUGAAGGCCAUCCGAGUGGCCUGCGGCGGCAUCGGUUAUGUGGGUCUCUUCCGCAAGGUUUGCUGUGGCGAUAUGGGCACGGUCACUGCGCUGGAGACCAAGUUCCCGGCAGCUAAUCUCUCCCUGGCUGUGGCUGUUAAGUAGUGAUCUGCUAAAGAUCUGCUUUACUCCUCAGAGUGGUCCCGUGUGUAUAUAUGUAUACAAGAUUUAGAUUUAGGCUAGAGGUGUGCUGCCGAUGCACUAUCAGUAUCAGUAGUUCGCCAUUACGUAAUAUACGAUUAAGAGGAAAA